AUGCUCCUACUUUCUUCUUGCCCUCACCCCAUAGAAUUUACGUAUAGGCAAGGAAAAACAGCAGGGCAAAGCGCAACUGCACCCCUGGGCUGUAACAAUCCAUAUGAAAUAUCCGGGGGAAACAGCUUACUUCACAUCCAAUACAAAUCUUCUGGAAAGUUCUUGAGGGUUUUUCUAAAACAGUCCCCUUAUUCCCCGGCCCUCUUCCCCAGAGUUCAAGAUAAACAGAUAGGUACAGAGAAGACGCGGGUUACUGCAUCCUCCAUGCUCUUCGAUAAAUUACAUUUAGGCGGUCAAUGUACAUGCCCCCCAAAAGGACGAAAAUCAGUAAGAUCUUAUGUAGCUGCAAUCGAGUCUGCUGACGCACUUGCUCUCACUAGAGAUAGAGUCUGGAUUCACUUGUACGAUGGUAUUAUAAGGGCAGCUGAAACGGUUCAUUUGUUGCAGGCUGCAGUUGCGGAAUACAGCCCUCUCAAUAAACAGAAGGCGGAGCUUCUGUUUUUGCUUGGUAGAGGUAGUCCACCCCUCGCGUCCAUUGGUGUGACCUGCAUGUUCUCAGAGUCUGUAAAGACGCCAUGGAAUACGGGAGGGUUCCUAGGUACCGAGGCGGCACGGUUAGCCCCGAACGGCAGGCCCCCCGAAGCUGCCAUGGAGCCAUCCCUCCAGAGUUCAUGGCAAGACGGUCUCCCCCUGUUUGAAAGUGAAGCAGGCAAUAGUGCAGUAGAGCUGGACCACCUGAUUCGUCCGGUGCAUCAUCACUUGAGUGCGGGCAGACGCAGGGCCUUCUUUGGGGCCUUAAAAAAGGCCCCGCAAACCUCCGCAGACACUGCAUGGGAACAGCAAAGUAGGCACCCCGCUUUUGUCGACAAGUCGGUCACCUCCACAAAUACCCCAAGUGCAUUCGUUAUUUCCAAUCCAUUCGAAGAGUGGAUGUCUCCUAGCCCUCCUGAAGAGAAGGUGCUUCUCCCAAAGCCCCCAGCAGGGCCAUCUGACGAGCUUUCUCGUGAGGCCGCACGAGACACAGAGGAGCCGACUGCUGAAAAGGCACGCGAAAGCGCUCCGCCAGCAACACCUGUGACUCCUACUCAAGAAGCGCAGGAGACAACCGACGGCUCUGCAUCGCCAGAUCAACCCAAGGAAGAGGGCAAAGGGGGCGAUGAAGUGGACGCCCUCCAUUCAAAAGCCGGAAACACCACUGCCGAAGUUCUGGCGGACGCAAAGAAAGAUACUGAACGACAUGCGCAGGAGCAAGCAGACGAGUUGCAGCAACAGCAACAGACGCAGAGCCAGGACGAGCAGGCGCAGGCCACGCACUCAGCUACGCAUUUGAGCUCGGAAAGCCCGACGGCUGGGAGAGAAACUGAUAAAACUUCUGUGCUUAAAACCUUCGAGAAGGCCCUGGCGUCGAAAGUGGUGAAGCUGAAGCUGACAGAGCAGGAGACGAAAGACUUUGUAGACACGAAGGAGGUUGCCAAGAAUGUUCGCCGUUUAGUUGGCCUGAAGGCUGGAUCAAAUCUCCAUCUCGAAAACGAGAAGCUUAUCAAGCCCUGCUCGUGCCGCGUGCUGGAACGGAAGGUUAUUAGGGGAGGCGACCAAUUUUCACGAGAAGUCAUGGAGACCGCAUUCCGCCAAAUCACGUAUAUAGCAAUUGUUGAUGUUAUCCUCUGGGGCUGCAUGCAAUCAAAUGUGGCAGGAAUCCUCGAUGAGCUCGUAUUUGGGGAUGUGAUGCCACAACACAGGGACGCAGAUAUUGUGCUUGAAAAUGUUUCCCCAAUGCUUGAAGUUCUUUUUGAGGAGCUAUUCUUUGUAGCCAUUUUGCUACUAAUCUGGUAUGUGGUGUUUGUCAUCCUAUUGCAGUGUCUAGUUAGGCAGCUGUCAACGUGGAUGCGUAAGGUGGACGAGGAGGAAGACGUUGCGGAGAUUGCGCGGAGGGCAGAGAUUGCGCAGCAUUCGACCUGCGGGGGAUGCUUCCAGGCAGAUGACAUUGCGAAAGCCUGCUUCGUGGCACACAGGCAAGCCUGCGUUUGCGAGUAUUUCGAGACCGGAGUUAGGGGUAGUCUUGGACUCUGUAUGGCUUGUUGCGGAACGAGCCAAACUGUGUCACUUAUAAACCGGGAGAGGCAGGCAGGGUCAAGAAAAACGAGUGUGCUUGUAGGUACAGGGUCACUUAUCCUUCAUAUCUGCGCUUUUGCUUGCUAG
Cyclospora cayetanensis is the source of this 2199-nucleotide messenger RNA. RefSeq lists its product as uncharacterized. Lineage: Eukaryota; Apicomplexa; Conoidasida; Eucoccidiorida; Eimeriidae. The record is from RefSeq and is a predicted model, not a curated record. The coding region runs from base 1 to 2199 and encodes 732 amino acids. The transcript is spliced from 9 exons.